UUUAUCAACAAACAAUUGGAAAACGGCUGCUCCAUUCCGACUACCAGGGCAGUAUCAUGAAAAAUAGAACGAGAAGGUACCAAAGCUGGGAAAAUAUCGUCACAGAGGCCCAGGUCCUCGCCGCCCCCGAUGGCCGACUCCUCCGGUCGCAGUGGCGGCCGCCCCACGUCAGCCUCGCCAUCCACUGCCACACACACCUCACCGGCGUCUUUCGACGGCGGUCUCCUACUCCGCCUCCUCCAAAACCCUCCUUCUGCGCACCCGCGAGAGGAAAUCCUCGCCCCGUCCCCCGUUGCCCCGGGGGCGCACCACUUCUUUAGUGACCCUGCCGUCGCCGCCGUGGGGCCUCUCUUCGCCGCAUCGGCGCAGACGCAAGGAGGGGACUUCGGGUGGUCCUCCACCUCGACCACGCACGUACAGCAGCAACCCCGAUUCUCGGAUCCCCGAUUCGCUCCAGGGGACCCCUUCGCUGCUCUUGGCGGUAGAGGGUUCGGAUCUGGGGAUGCGGUUAGGGCGGAGAGGCCUCGGUCGGGGGCGCCGCCUCCAGGGUUUGGCAAGCCGUCGCAUCCACUUCCUGCUGCCCGUGAUGCGCGGAGUGCAUCUGGUGUGGUAUUGCGUAAGGAGCAGUACAAUCCUCGUCCCGUGGAUUUCGUUCCGGCUCUUGCAGAUGUUCGUGAUCCGGUUGGCAGAAUGCCUCAUGGACACGGAGAGCAGUUUUACAGGGAACAGCAGCAAGAUCGUUUUUUGUCACGGACCCCGCCUGAGAUCAAUGCCAAUGGACAGUUUGGCAGGAUGCCAAUUGGAGAGCAGCAUACACUUCCUAUCUUAGGUGGCAGGAGGCUCCAUGUAGAUCAGUACAUGCCUCCCGUCCAGGAAGGCAGGGCACCACAUGGUGGUCAUGGCAAGCAUGAAUCCCGCUUAACCAAUCCGCUACAAAGGGAGCAGAGGUGGCAGGGUCUUAGGGAGGACAAGGGCUAUGCUUCGCGGAAGCUGCCAAAUGUGAAUGCCCAUUACACAUCUGGUAAGGCACUGGUGAAGGAGGUGCACCAUUUGACAAUACCUGCUGGCAGUUCAGUUCCAGUGGAAAUUACGGAGAAUCAAGCGAGUGGUUUGGAAGGAGGCAGAAUAGGGAAAGUAGUUUUGGAGGAUGGAAUUGAUGAAGAAGGGGUAGUGGAGGCAAGUAAGUUUGAAGUGUCAUAUGAAAAGAGUAAGAUUAGAUUUGCUGGACAUGAUGAACAAGAUGAUGGUGGUGACAGGGAAGAUGCUAUAAUUGAGCAGAUGGCACAAAAUCUGCUGAUUGAUGGCAAUGGUGAUGCCAAGGGAGUAGUGUUGGAAAAACCUAUCCUGAGGAGUAAGGAUUUCAGAUCAGAUUUUUCUAGAGGGCAUCAUGUAUCAAGUCAGAGAAUAAGAUUCCAGAGGAGAAACAGGCCAUGUCGAUAUGACAUAGAUCGAUUUACACCUAACUUCUUGUCAAUUUUUGAAUCUUUGGUGCCCUCUGAAGAGGAAAUUGCAAAUCAGAAACAGUUGUUAACAUCUCUAAGCAGACUGAUAAACACAGAAUGGCCUAAUUCAAAACUAUACCUCUAUGGAUCAUGUGCCAAUUCUUUUGGUUUCUCAAAUAGUGAUAUUGAUCUUUGUCUCUCGAUUGAUAACAAGGAAAUGAGCAAGGUUGAUAUUAUAUUGAAAUUGGCAGAUAUUUUCCAAGCUGGAAAUCUCCAGAAUAUUCAGCCAUUAACUCGAGCAAGGGUCCCAAUAGUGAAGCUUAUGGAUCCAAAAACAGGGCUUUCCUGUGAUAUAUGCGUCAAUAAUCUUUUAGCAGUUGUUAACACAAAACUUUUGCGAGAUUAUGGACAAAUAGAUAAAAGGUUACAGCAGUUGGCAUUCAUUGUGAAGCAUUGGGCUAAAACUCGACGUGUAAAUGAAACUUAUCAAGGAACACUUUCUAGUUAUGCCUAUGUGAUUAUGUGCAUUCACCUCCUACAGCUGCGAAGAAUACUCCCAUGUCUACAGGAAAUGGAGGCCACUUAUUAUGUCAAGGUGGAAGAAAUCAACUGUGCAUACUUUGACCAAGUGGACAAGCUAAAUAAUUAUGGUGCUCACAACAGAGAUACAGUAUCAAGGCUGCUCUGGUCCUUUUUCCAUUACUGGGCAUAUGAGCACGAUUACACAAGAGAUGUCAUAUCAAUUCGUACUGGAAGGAUUAUCAGUAAGGAACGGAAGGACUGGACUAGACGAGUUGGAAAUGACAGGCAUCUCAUAUGCAUCGAAGAUCCGUUUGAGAUCUCCCAUGAUCUCGGUCGCGUAGUUGACAAGUUCACCAUCAAAAUACUCAGGGAGGAAUUCGAGCGAGCAGCUAAUAUAUUACAGUUCGAUCCAAACCCCAGCGUAACACUCUUUGAGCCCUACGUGCCCCCUCCAUCGCCGAGCCUGUUGCAAGAAGAAACUGCGAAUGCUGCAGAAAUUGAACUAUGAUAGCGUUUGGUUCGUCCCCAGGUAUUGUAAUAGGAAAUAGAAUCAACUCAAGGAUUUUGAUCCUUGCAUCACUGGUUGCAGCCUUUGGUUGGAUGUGUAAAUGGUAUUGUUUACCGUUACAGCUGUUUGGUUUCUAUCUCAGGGAUCACAAGUCAGUUCCCGAACUUAAAAAUCAUUCGUGGUAUGUUCUAUUUCAACUCAAGGGAUCACAAGUCAGCUACCAUAUCACAUGUCC
This is a messenger RNA of Zea mays, 2707 nucleotides long. Its product is annotated as UTP:RNA uridylyltransferase 1. NCBI's taxonomy places the organism in Eukaryota, Viridiplantae, Streptophyta, Magnoliopsida, Poales, Poaceae. The coding region runs from base 130 to 2472 and encodes 780 amino acids. The transcript is spliced from 6 exons. The record is from RefSeq and is a predicted model, not a curated record. Gene Ontology annotation, molecular function: RNA uridylyltransferase activity.